GUCUGAUCACCCAAGUUCAUUCUGACUUUAGCUACAGAGCUAGUACUAGUGCUUACACUUGGGAUUGAUACACCUUCGUUGACAGCAAAAUUAUCAGUCAGAGAUGAGGAGCUACGCAGCUGUAGUCCGGGCGGCACUGCUCGUCCUUGGCGCGCUGCUACUCCCUGCCCACCAUGUGAUGGCCGACUACUCGGCCAUGGCACCGCCGCCGCCGCUGCCCAAGCCGACCAGUGCCAUUUCCACGCCCCCGUUGGCAGCCAAUGUCACGAACAUUUCGCCAUCGCUGUUGCCGCCUGUUCAGUUGGUGCCACCUUUCGUGGUGGUGCAGGGCGUGAUCUACUGCAAGUCUUGCAAAUCCAGGGGCUACAACCGCGGCAUGGACGCGUCACCGAUCCAAGGUGCGACGGUGCAUCUGGUGUGCUACGGGAAGAAGGUGGUGAACGUGUCGGCGACGGUCUCGGACGAGCACGGCUACUUCCUGGUGAUGUUCUACGACCUGGACAACUUCAACGCGCGCAACUGCAAGAUGUACCUGGGCACGUCGCCGACGCCGCUCUGCGACAAGCCCGUCUACCCGCCAAACAAGUGGAUCGGGCUCUCGCUCGUCAAGGAAACCGUCACCUCGCCGCCGGUGGGGCUGCAGGGCGUGUACCGCCCCACCAGCGUCCUCUUCUACGGCCCCUCCGCCGGACAGCAUUGCCCAUUUUAUUGACCGCGCCUCCUCGGUCCAGAACUCCUGAUGGUACUGAGUAAUAAUCAACUAGUCAUAUGCAGUUGAUGGAGGAUUGGCAAUGGUGCACUUGCACUAGUGCGUUUUUGUGCAUUUGUGUGUUCUUGUUCCUAGCAGCUAGCUAAUUUACGUUCAAUUCUUCUAGUUCAUGGGUUGGUGCAGUUGCAACUGUGUAGCACUGCCACUAUCUCGAAUUUUCAGUGGCCGCUGUUCCCCGCCCAUAACUAAGAUUCUUCUGCCAA
Molecule: messenger RNA, 972 nt
Organism: Hordeum vulgare subsp. vulgare (domesticated barley)
Lineage: Eukaryota; Viridiplantae; Streptophyta; Magnoliopsida; Poales; Poaceae
Product: non-classical arabinogalactan protein 31-like
Exons: 2
Coding region: 104-712 (202 amino acids)
Source: RefSeq, a predicted model, not a curated record